Helianthus annuus (common sunflower) is the source of this 369-nucleotide messenger RNA. RefSeq lists its product as uncharacterized. The transcript has a single exon. The coding region runs from base 1 to 369 and encodes 122 amino acids. Lineage: Eukaryota; Viridiplantae; Streptophyta; Magnoliopsida; Asterales; Asteraceae. The record is from RefSeq and is a predicted model, not a curated record.
AUGAACACUCCUUAUGUCACUCUCUUUCAUCUCUCUUACCACCACCACAACCUUCUUCUACCACCACCACCGCCGCCUCCUUCCAUCACCACCACCACUACCUCAUCUACACUACAGCGCCUCCACAACCAUCAACGUCGCCUCUCUCUCUUGCAUCACCACCCUCACACAAGCACCACCAUCACACCACCCCCACACCACAACUAUCAAGAUCCGGCAAGAGCCGUUUUUCCGGCGACCAUGGUGAGCUACAACAGCGGUCAUAAAGAAACCCAUAGCAGUCCGGCACCACCGUAUUCUCCCAUAUUCUCAAAUUCAAAUCAAGAUAGAAAUUCAUCAAACUCUCUUUACAAACAUGAAUCAAAGUAG